Osmerus eperlanus (European smelt) is the source of this 951-nucleotide messenger RNA. RefSeq names its product olfactory receptor 51I1-like. The record is from RefSeq and is a predicted model, not a curated record. Lineage: Eukaryota; Metazoa; Chordata; Actinopteri; Osmeriformes; Osmeridae. Gene Ontology annotation, cellular component: membrane. The transcript has a single exon. Gene Ontology annotation, biological process: detection of chemical stimulus involved in sensory perception of smell; G protein-coupled receptor signaling pathway. Gene Ontology annotation, molecular function: G protein-coupled receptor activity; odorant binding; olfactory receptor activity. The coding region runs from base 1 to 951 and encodes 316 amino acids.
AUGGAAGAUAUUACUCCAAAUCUUACAUUUAGUUUUCAUCUGCAAAUUGACACCUUUGACAUUCCCAACCCAGUGAACUACCCAGUCUUCCUCAUUGGCAUGCUUGUCUACCUGUUCUCUAUCAUCUGCAACCUGGUCAUCCUGAUGCUGAUCAUCACCAGGAAGAGCCUUCACAAACCCAUGUACUACUUAUUGUUCAGUCUUCCCCUCAAUGACAUGAUAGGAAUCACUGCCUUCCUACCCAGGCUGUUGGGGGACAUUGUCACACAGACCAACUUUGUUUACUACCCUACGUGCUUGCUACAGGCCUUUGUCCUUCAUGUAUAUGGAGGUGCAACUCUUUUCAUACUAGCAGCUAUGUCCAUCGAUAGAUACUUUGCAAUUUGCAAGCCACUGCAAUAUCAUUCAGUCAUGACACCUUUUACCUUACGUUUCCUCAUAUGCUCAGCUUGGGGCUUGGACCUCCUUCUAAUGAUAUUCCUGUUUGGGCUCCAAGCUAAAGCUAAUCGAUGUAAGACAUUUAUUGCUAAUGUUUACUGUGACAACCCCGCAUUGCUCAAAUUGUCAUGUGGGGUAGACCUUUCAGUUAACAACAUUUAUGGUCUUUUCCUGACAGCAUUUAUACAGAUGAUUAGCUUGGUUAUUCAGUUAUAUUCCUAUGUUAAUAUAUUAGUGAUAUGUAUUUUUAACCGGCAAUCUGAUGCUAAAAGCAAGGCAGUAAAUACAUGUCUGCCCCAGAUACUAAUAUUUGUUUUUUUUGAAUGUAUGAUCACAUUUGCAAUCCUGUCCUAUCGCUUCUCAGACAUAUCCCCAAAUACCAGGAAGUUUUGUGGUAGCAUGAUUUUCAUGCUGCCUCCUGUACUUAAUCCAAUUAUUUAUGGAAUGAAAACAAAAGAACUGAGAACAUCAUUUUUAGCAGUAAUACAUAAGAAAAAAAUAGAUAACACAUAA